CUUCGCUUGCUUUGUUAACUAAAGUAAAUUGUAUUUGCCUUCAGUUUUACUUAUUCUAUUUGCCUUCUUUUUUACUACUUUUUACUUUGCUCUCAAAAUUCUGCUAUAAAUAUUGAAGAAAAGAUCAGUUUAAUAAUCAUCUUUGAGGGCAUCAUAUAUAAUACUGUAAUCAAAAACACUUUUUUGUUCCUUUACUUCAACAAUUGUUCAAUGGAAAUACUUUUUAAUGCUGUAGGUGGCUUUGUUGUUGAGGUGGGGAAGUUUGUAUCGAAAUGCAUCUAUCCUAAGAUUGAAAACAUCAUCCGUUUCUCAUCAAAAAUUGAAAAUCUAAGGACGGAAAUGGAGGAGCUAACAGCGUUAAGAGAUGAUAUCAAACGAAAGGUGGAAAAAGUGGAGGGAGAAGGCUAUAAACGAAAACCAGAUGUUAUCAAGUGGUUCGAAGAUGUUCAGAAGCUCAAGAAUGAAUGGGAAGUUAUGCAAGAACACAUUGCAGCAGCAAAGACGCUUGUGUAUAAAUGCUGUCCAAAAUGCAGCCGUCGCUCGGAAGUCUCCACUCAAGCAAAGAACAUCUGGGUUCAAUUCUGCAAGCUUAAAGAGGUCGGAGAAAACUUUGGAUCCAAUUUGGUGGUAGAAAAUUACCGGGUGGAAAAAGCUGAGCACAUCCUGGGACCAUCCAUAAAAGGCCAGUUAACAGCAACAAGGAAUCUCAACAAACUCCUACGACUAUUGGAAGAUGAUGAGGUAAGCACCAUCGGUGUGUUGGGUACCGGAGGAGUUGGGAAAACUACAUUGGUGAAGAAUCUGAACAACGAGCUAAAGAAUGUGCCAAGUUCCAAACUGUCUUUUGGCGUUGUGGUAUGGGUUACCGUACCCAGACCACCAAUAGUCAUAAGAAAGAUUCAAGAACAAAUUGCCAGUAGAUUAAAACUACAGGUAGAUAACGAGGCAAGUGUAGAAAACAUUGCCAGCAAAAUCUGUGAAAGGCUCGAGAAAGAAACGAGUUUUCUUCUCAUAUUGGAUGACAUUUGGGAACCUAUAAAGUUGGAUGAUGUAGGCGUGCCCCAACUUUCCGCGAGAAGCAAGGUAAUUAUAACUUCUCGUUUUUUGAGUGUUUGUAACCAAAUGAAUACAGAUGUCGAAAUGAAGGUUUACACAUUGGACGAGGAUGAAUCUUGGCAACUGUUUGCCCAAAAUGUGGGAGAUAUUGUCAAUCAGGAGCAAAUCCAUCCAUUGGCAAAGGAAAUCGCAAGAGAGUGUGAUGGUUUACCUUUAGCAAUCAUUGUUAUUGGAUCAUCCAUGAGAGGGAAGACAAAGGUCGAGCUUUGGGAAGAUGCUUUGAAAUCACUUAGAAUGUCCGAACCUCAUAACAAGGAUGUCGAGAAAAAAGUUUACACGGUCAUCAAGUGGAGUUUUGAUUCUUUAGAAUCUCAGGAUAUUGAAUUAUCUUCAGAGCAAAGAAGAAAACAUGUGAACAAAAAGAGAGGUGAUAUUCAAAGUUGUUUCUUAUAUUGCUCUUUAUAUCCGGCGGCUAUUUUGAUAGAUGAUCUCAUACAUUGCUGGUGGGCGGAGGAGAUCCUCGGUGAACAUGACACAUAUGAAGAAGCCUACAACAGGGGAAUCACGUUGAUUGAGAGUCUAAAAGAUGCCUGCUUGUUAGAAGCCGAUAAGAUGGAGAUUGAGCGGAGGCAGGUUGUGGAUUGUGUGAAGAUGCAUGAUGUGGUUCGUGAUGUUGCUAGAUGGAUAGCUAGUACCUUUGGGGAUGAACACACUUCUGGUUUUCUAGCUGGAAUUGGGUUGACUGAGAUAUCACAUAUUAAAAUAUCAGCUUCUGUCAAGAGAAUAUCUUUCAUAAGCAACAAAAUUGCAUGUCUACGUGGUAUUACAACAAAAUGUCCAAAGACAACAUCUUUACUUUUGCAAGGCAAUGAACCCCUUGAGAAAAUACCCCAGGAAUUUUUUUUGGCAUUUCCAGCUCUAAGAGUUCUGAAUCUGAGUCAAACUGGUAUUGAAACACUGCCUUCCUCCAUCAAUAGUUUAUGUCAAUUACGUGCUCUAAUACUACAAAAUUGUUAUUGGUUCAAAGAGUUACCACCUAUUGGUAAUCUUCACAGUUUGCAGUUGCUCGAUUGUGAUAAAACAUUCGUUCGUCGUCUGCCGAAAGGAAUGGACAAUUUGACAAAUCUGAGGCUAUUAAAUAUGUCUGUUGCUAAUAUGAAGAGCAUCAGAAAAGGAUUUUUCCUCAACUUUCCUAGCAUUGAAAUGUUAAAUCUGUCGUUUGGCUCUGAUGAAGCGACUUCUUUUGAUGAGAUAUCAUCGCUACAGAAUCUGACUCGUCUUUCUAUUAGAGUGGAUAGCUCAUCAUGUUUGAAUAGAGAUUACACCUGGAUGACUAGAUUGAAAGGAUUUCACAUUAAAGUUGGGGAAACUUCAAUUCAAGUACCAUACAACAAGUCAAUAAGGGCAAUAAAUGUCUACAAGUGUGAAAUGUUCAGUAACGGAGAGCUCUCAGGCAUGUUGCAGUUUGCUUCAGAUUUGUACUUGCACGAAUGCACGGGUCUCAGGAAGUUGAUUGCAUACAACACUUUUAAUGGAUUAAAAUUACUAAAGAUAGAGCACUGUUCUUGUUCUUUCGGACCAGUGGAAGGAGGAAGUGGACAAUUUGACCCUUUGCCAAAUUUGGAAUAUCUCGACCUCUAUUUGGUAAAAAAUUUAGAGAGUGUUUCUAAUUUCGGUCAAUAUUUGGGUCUAAGAUUUUCUAAAUUACGCCAACUGAAUAUCUCUUAUUGUGAAAGUUUAACAUGUCUUUUCAACGAUCGUGGAGCAUGUUCUAUACCCAAGCACUUGGAAGAAAUUACGAUUAACAAUUGCCUUGAACUGGUAGAGUUGUUUGUGCAAUGCAGCUCAAGUGAUCAAGCAACAAUUGUUAACUCAGAAAUUCCAAGAGUUUGGAAGUUAAAGUUGUACAACUUACCAGAACUAGGAACGUUGGGGGAGCCACAGAGAAUGUGGGAACACUUGGAGGAACUCAAGUUGAGCUAUUGUGACGGAUUAAGGAAGCUGCCUUUCUCUAUUCAAACCUCCAAAAACAUCAAAGUAAUAAGAGGAUCAUCAGAAUGGUGGAGCCAACUGGAAUGGGAUGAUGAAAACUUCAAGUCAAAUUUAGAGCAUUGUUACAAAGAAUGGUAAAACUGAUGACACAAAGAUCAAAGUUGACGUGGCUUCCGCUGCAUCUCAGGGAAGAAUAGAAGCUGAGAAAGGACAUUCCUGCACUGGAGAGACACAGGUUUCGAGAUAAAGUUAACCGGUCUAGUUUGUUGUAAUGUAUUUCCUACUACCAGUCAAGUUUGUUGUAAUGUAUUUCCUUAAUCAGUCAAGUUUGUUGUAAUGCAUUUUCUGCCAAUAAGUGUUCCUUGUUUGUA
Messenger RNA from Capsicum annuum, 3419 nucleotides. RefSeq names its product probable disease resistance protein At4g27220. NCBI's taxonomy places the organism in Eukaryota, Viridiplantae, Streptophyta, Magnoliopsida, Solanales, Solanaceae. The transcript is spliced from 3 exons. Bases 211 to 3186 code for a protein of 991 amino acids. Gene Ontology annotation, molecular function: ADP binding; protein binding. The record is from RefSeq and is a predicted model, not a curated record.